GACAGAAGCGCGCACACUGAGCCACAAUGAAGAUUUUGUUUGUAGCUGUUAUGUCGAGUCUCAUCUCGGCCUGCCAGCCUGCACCGCUGACAUGUGAGCAGCUGCUGAAGCCAGUAGACAAAGGUCCAGUUAUAACUGGAAAGUGGUACUACAUCGCAUUGGCCACAGAGACCUGUUUGCCUUCAACAUUGUUUAGUAGUCUUCUUUCACCAAGCCUUACGGCAGAUGUUACUUCUAAAGACACGGCAAACGUGUUCGCUGCCAGAACAUAUGUGAAAAUGUUUGGACAUUGCUACAAUGAAUCUGAAGCUAUUUUCUACGACAACAAUAAGAUGUUCGAUGUCGACAAAAACAAUGCCCCAACAGGAGAGCCAGAUAUUGUGCUGCAAACCAGUUGCCCUGACUGUCUCGUUGUAAAGUCGGCUGACGUCCUUGACACUGUUGUGUUCCUUAGCAGGAGAAGCGUCGUCACUGAUGCUGAGUUAAGAGAGUUUGCGAUACAGGCAAAAUGUCUUGGAUGGUCCAAACCUGAGGUCCUAGGCACAGAUCAUGACUAUGUGAACUGCAAAGAGUUGGAUAUGGAUGGUGACCUCACCGAAGAUCAGAGUACAGCCAUGCUACAAUUCUUUGCUGAGAAAAUGCAACAAAGUCGCCAGAAGAUAAUCAAGUGUCUUACAGAGUUUAUUAUUUCUUACUUACCUUCUUACCUCACUUAAAAAUAAAAUAACUCCACUGAACUUAGACUCAAGAAUAAGAGUUCAAAUCUUAACAUUAAUUCUAAUUCAGUUGAAUUUAGUUGUGACUGAAAUCUCUGCCCCUCGCCUGUAAAUAGCUGAGAUAGUCUCCAGCAAACCCUGCAAAGGAUAAAGCGGGUAUAGAUAAUGGAUGGAUGGAUGGAUGGAUGAGAACUGAAGUUAAGUUGUGGAUGGCCAGCUGCUCGACCAGAGAAGCUACGGGGUAAAUAAGACCAAAUCUGAAAUCUUUGCACCUUUGUGGAAUUAGCAAAUACAAAGAGGUUUACACCAAGAUUCUAAAUCAUGUUCAUAUCCAGCCACUACAGUAUAUCCACUGAGAGCGUGGUGCAAUCUCUGUCCAUGUUUAUUCAGCAGCGAACUAUGUUUGCAAAGCAUGAGACAUCUGCAUGUGUUUAUUUAACUUUGAACUACAUCCACUUUGAUGGUGGGCAUUAAUGCGGUCCCACUGAAACUCUGAACAAGCUGCAUUAUUCAUUUACAUCAUUUGCUUGAAUAUUGAAUGUAAGUAACUUGUGAUGAAUCUGAGUAUACUAAUGCAGUUGGGAGUAAUUAAGCAAACGCACAGGGAGUUUUCUUGCACUGAUAAAGACAAACAUUAUUACACAAAUUUGAAUGUACUUUAAUAGGUUACUUAGUUAUCUUUGCGUGUGAUAGUUUAACUGAAAACAACUGUGCUGCCAAUACACAUUGGCCUCAUUUUGAAUCAAACCAUCACAAUAAUAAAGGCUAUUUUAACCUACAAUAAGCACUGAGCCUUGACUUUCUAAACUCGAGUCACAUGACUUGGACUUGAUCGAGACUUGAGUCUUUAAUUUGAUAACUCUAUAUUUGAUUUAUUAAAAUGUUAAAAGACCUAUAACUUGACUUUACAUGAACUUGGGCCUGCUGAUUUGGAAACACUUGAGCCACAAAGACUAAAACAUUUUAUUUAAAAAGUGCACACAAAUCAAUUCAUUUCACUCACUGACUGAUCAAACACGGAUUCUCUCUUUUUCUGCCGUGCACGUACGAGUGCGAAACCUGUCAGCACAGCCAAACAAAAUUAACUAGAAUGAGAUUUGGUUCUUUAAAAUAAAAACAGCCUUCUGCAAAUACUGUUCAUAUAGGAACAACCAAGGAGUGUUAGGAAUCCCAGACGGAGAUGCACAAAGAACGUUAGGUGGUCCUCUCAUAAAGUUGACUUUAGCUGACUUUAAAUGUGCUUAA
This is a messenger RNA of Cololabis saira (Pacific saury), 1961 nucleotides long. RefSeq lists its product as uncharacterized. The coding region runs from base 27 to 716 and encodes 229 amino acids. The record is from RefSeq and is a predicted model, not a curated record. NCBI's taxonomy places the organism in Eukaryota, Metazoa, Chordata, Actinopteri, Beloniformes, Belonidae. The transcript has 6 exons.